AUGACGAUGCCAAAUCCCAUGUACACUGCUUCGCCAAUGUAUGCUUCUCCGGCAAUGCCUCAGAUGGCAUCAGCGACACCGUAUUACAAUGGCCCUUCACCAUAUACGCCUGUCAUGGCAGCUCAGCAAACUCCAGGCUAUUAUCCGCCCAUGGGCGCAAUGCAGGUAGGCGGAGGGCCUGUCAUGGCACAGCAACCCUACCCUGUUGUUUAUCAGAGGCGUGGAUGUUGCUGCGAUUGCUGUUAUGGAGAUUGUAGCUGCUGUCUAGGAUUGUAA
This is a messenger RNA of Mucor velutinosus, 276 nucleotides long. RefSeq lists its product as uncharacterized. The coding region runs from base 1 to 276 and encodes 91 amino acids. The transcript is spliced from 2 exons. Lineage: Eukaryota; Fungi; Mucoromycota; Mucoromycetes; Mucorales; Mucoraceae. The record is from RefSeq and is a predicted model, not a curated record.